Messenger RNA from Sinocyclocheilus grahami, 4601 nucleotides. It is a transcript of the gene epb41b, whose product is annotated as erythrocyte membrane protein band 4.1b. The record is from RefSeq and is a predicted model, not a curated record. Lineage: Eukaryota; Metazoa; Chordata; Actinopteri; Cypriniformes; Cyprinidae. The transcript has 26 exons. Gene Ontology annotation, biological process: actomyosin structure organization; cortical actin cytoskeleton organization. Gene Ontology annotation, molecular function: cytoskeletal protein binding. Gene Ontology annotation, cellular component: cytoskeleton; plasma membrane. The coding region runs from base 194 to 4393 and encodes 1399 amino acids.
UGAUGCCGCAUACAGACAUGUGCUGCUACACUAUAGAACCGCAGUAACAUGAAUGUGAAUUAAACUGCAGUUCUGAAGAGAAUUGAACGUUUGCAGCUCAUUCCCUGAUAUAUAAAGUGGGGGGAGAGUAUGAGACUGACUGAAUUCCACCACCAGAGGAAUAAAUAGAAGAGAAGAGAAAGGUUUGAGAGACAUGUUGCAGUGCCGAGUGAAUUUCCUGGAUGACACCAACUUUGUGUGGGAGCUGGAGAGAAAUGCACUGGGACAGGAUCUCUUUAAUAAAGUUUGUGAACACCUUGACCUGUUGGAGAGGGAUUAUUAUGGUCUGGUCAUGUGGGAUUCUCCUAGUACCCGGGUAUGGCUGGACUGUGCCAAAGAGAUCCGAAAACAGAUAAAAAGUCCAGUAACUGAAUUCUUUGUCAGCAUCAAGUUUUACCCACCUGAUCCCUCCAUUCUAGCUGAAGACAUCACAAGAUAUCUCCUGUGUCUUCAGCUGAGGAAAGAUAUUCUGAUUGGCCGACUGCCCUGUCCACCAGACAUCCUGGCUCUGUUGGGUUCAUACACAGUUCAGUCAACAAUUGGUGAUUAUGACCCAAAUCUCCACAAGAACAACUAUGUCAGUGAAAUUGUUCUUGCACCCAAUCAGAGUGAAGAGUUGGAGGAGAGAAUAAUGGAGCUGCAUUCCACAUACAGAUUCAUGAAUCCUGCUCAAGCAGAUAAGCUUUUCCUUGAGAACGCCAUGGGGCUCCCCAUGUAUGGAGUAGACCUGCAUCCUGCCAAAGAUGUCAAUGAUGCAGAUGUGAUGCUCGGCGUUUGCUCUGAAGGACUGAUGGUAUAUGAGGAUGAGAUUAAAACAAAUAUAUUCCUCUGGCCCAGAGUUCUUAAAAUCUCCCACAAACGCAGCACCUUUCUUCUGAAGAUGCGCCCUUCUGAGCAGGAUGAGUUUGAGGGUGCCUUCAGCUUCAGUUUGGCCAACUACCGAGCCUGCAAACAACUGUGGAAAUGCUGUGUGGAACAUCAUAGUUUCUUCAGAAACAGACUUCAAGACAAAAAAACAAAAAGUCUCCUGACCUUGGGUUCAAGGUUCUGUUACCAUGGACGCACUCAGUCUGAGUGUCUGGAAGCCAGCGGCAACAUCACUCGGGCCCCUCCACGAUUCAGACGCUUUAUCAUCAAGAGAAAAGGAAAUGAAGAAAUUCUGGAUGUUUUAAAACAACCAAUUCGGACAGAGUUGGAUGACUGGUUCCUGGUCUAUGGUCCAGAUAAAUGGCGCAUUUCUACAUCAGAUGAUGUGAUGCUAGAAAGUGAGAAGCUGCAGGAGUGGAAGCAUCAUGUGGAUGAUUGGUGUGUCCUCCUUGACGGCAGCCCAUUUUUACUAUCAGGCAUCCAGCAGCCCCUUCAGACUGAAGAACAGAGAGGAGAUUUGGAAGUUGUGAGGGAGUCAGAAGAGCGGCUCACAGAUGAGCAUGUGAUAACACAAACAUAUAAAGUUCAGGUCAUCCAGGAGGGGUCUGACAUUAUUGAGAAAGAACUUCCUGAUUUUGAAUUAAAACAGGAAAUCAUGAAACCUCUAAAGGAGACACUCAAAGAAGAAGUACUAGAAGUCCAUAGAGAAAGAAUACAAAGGGUAGUAAUCACUAAACAGUGGACACAGGAGGUCAGCUCUUUGGUGGAAUCACAAGAAGAUGUAGACAAAAAGAUGGUGGAGAGGGUGGAGAUGUUAGAAAGAUGUGUAAUGAUCACCGAAAAGAAGACACUGGGAUCUGAGGACACUUUCGAGAGAAUGAAAAUCAUGGAACAGAGACUAGAAAAGGUGGACGCUAUCGAGCGAAAGCUAGUUGAGGUGGAAGAGCUGAGGUUUGGAUUACAGGAUGUGGAAAGUUUGGAACAAAGGUUGCAGCAAGUUGAGAAGGAGGAGCUUCAACGAGCAGAGACAGAUGAUUGGUACAUUUUACUAGAUCACAUGUCAUUGAUGCCUUCAGCUACCCCCACAGGAGGAGUUCAAGAAGAUUUGCAACAGAUAGUAUAUAACCCCAAACCAAUGAAGAAAUAUGACGAUUGGUACAUUCUAUUUGAUGUGCUUCCACAAACCAUGAAAAUAUCGUACCCCCUUCCAGAUGUGAGCAGAUUCGUUCCUGAAGAAGAUCAGGCUGAAGAAGAGAAGAGAGAGGUAGAGAGACAAAUUCAGCAAGAGCUGGUGCCACCAGAGAAGACAAAAACACAGACUAGAGAGGAGGUGAUUCAGAGCAGAGUGAAAACAGAGGAGGUCCAGAAAGAACAACACGAGCAGGUGACGGAGGAUUAUAGGAGACCACAGCCAGCUGUUCUUGAGCAGAGAGCAGCAGAGCCUCAAAUAGACAAAGAGGAUGACUGGUUUGUCGCUUUGGAUGGUUCUCCUAAAAGAUCAGUGUCCUCUGUUGAGAUGUACGAGGAGACCCGAGAGGAGGUGAUCCAGGCAAGAGUGAGAAUAGAGCAAAUAAAACAACAGGAGCAGGUGGAUUAUGGGAGACCACAGACAGUUAUUCUGGAGCAGAAGUCAACACAACCUCAAAGAGAUGUGGAGGAUGUCUGGUUCAUAAUUUUUGAUGUUUCUCCUAAAGAAUCAGAGCCCUUAGUGUAUUCACAGCUGCGAGGUCCAAAUAUUGAGCUGUUUGAGGAGACCAGGGAGGAGGUGAUUCAGAGCAGAGUGAGAACAGAGGAGCAAGUGAUUGAGGUGAUGACCGUGAGCGCUAAAGAACAAAUAAUAGUACCAGAGAGGAAGAGGACGAGCAUCAUACAAACCCCACAGUUUCCAGUCGUGCCCAGAGACAUCGAUGACGACUGGUUUCAGCUUUAUGACAAAGUGCCGUAUGAGCAGAAGAGUUUCCCUUCAGAGAUUCGUGUUGUGUCUGUGGCUCCUUUGGAGGCUGAAGAAAAGAGAGCUGUGGAGAGAAGGAGAAAAGAGGAGGAGCAGAUAAAACAACAGGAGCAGGUGACAGUGGUUUAUAAAAGGCCAGAACCUGUUAUUCUGGAGCAGAAAGCAGCAGAGCCUCAAAGAGACGUGGAAGAUGACUGGUUCAUCAUUUUUGAUGUUUCUCCUAAAGAAUCUGUGCCCUCAUCCCCACAACUGCAAGAUCCAACUGUUGAGCUGUAUGAGGAGACCAGGGAGGAGGUGAUUCAGAGCAGAGUGAGAAAAGAGGAGCAAGUGAUUGAGGUGAUGACCGUGAGCGCUAAAGAACAAAUAAUAGUACCAGAGAGGAAGAGGACGAGCAUCAUACAAACCCCACAGUUUCCAGUCGUGCCCAGAGACAUCGAUGACGACUGGUUUCAGCUUUUUGACAAAGUGCCGUAUGAGCAGAAGAGUUUCCCAUCAGAUGUCAGAAGCAGAGAUUUUGAGAUGAUUCCUGUCGGGGUUCAGGAGGUUGAUGAUGACUGGUUUGAUCUUUUGGACACAGCACCUCCUGAGAUGAGGAGCGUCCCUUCAGUUUCACUGGCUACUGAAGUGCGCAGGAUGAAAGAACAGGAAGACAGAAGAAUGAGACUGCAGCAGAUGAGAGUGAGAGAGGAGGAGGAGGAGAAGGAGGAGAAGAGACUAAGAGAACAGGAGAAGCGAAAACAAGAGCUGGAAGCCAGAAGAGCGCAACCAGCUAUUAUUGUGAAAACAGAAACACAGCCUCAGAUUGAAAAAGAUGACGACUGGUUCAUUCUUUUUGAUGUUUCACCAAAAGAAAUAAUUGUUGCAGAUGUCCUUAAAGUGGACAGGAGGGCUGAGGAAGAGAAGAGGAGAAGGGAAGAAGAGAGGAGGAAGCAGAUACAAAUAGAGGAAAGAACAAAAAAAACAGUACAACUGCGGACAGAAGUGGAGGAUGACUGGUUUAUCCUUAUGGGCGAUUCCCCUAAAGAUUAUGUUCCAACUUUUCGACCCACACCUGUUAUUUCCCCAGUGGCUCCGCCCAAACCCCGCCCACAGAUCCCAACUGACCAACCACUGACUUCCACUCCGACUGCACAACCUGUGUCCAUUACAAAAACCUAUCAGGAGAAGACAAAAGACAUUUGGAACAUCACACUGGAGUCUGAGUCUGAGAUCGAGCCGGUGCUUAUGAGGAAGAUAAGGAGAAGUGAAGGAGAGAGCGUCUAUAUUCGUCACAGCAUUCUGAUGCUGGAGGAUUUUGAUGUGUCCCAUGAGAUGAUUUUGAAGCACUACGCCAGCAUUACUGAACUUAAGCGUGACUUUAUGGAGGUCAAGCAAGAUUUCGGACCCACUGAAUGGGACAGACGUCUUUCGUCAUACUCACCUACAGCCAAAGCUCAGUUCCUGCAUGCCAAUGAAGAGAUACUCAUGAGAAUGGGCUUAACUGAAGACAAUGGAAAAACAGUCUUGUUUCGCCCACGAGAGCUAAUAUAUGUCUGAAUUUAAACAGUUUGAACUUUGCCUUUAAUCACUGCUGAAACAUUCAAGUAUGCGAAUGUGUUGAAAAACCAAAUGCUUUGCAUGUUUUAUAGAAUAUAAUCCUCUUUUGCAGUUUUCUUCAGUUUGAUCAAUCUAAUUUAACAUAAUUAUUUAUUUUUUUCUGCUUAUACCUAUUCAAUUAUAUUCAAAAGGAAUAAAAGCUGUCAUA